AUGGACGUCAAGUACCCCAACGGCUCCGUCAAGAAGGUGAGGCAGGCGGCCGUGGCGCCGGGGGUGGAAGAGGUGACGUACAUGGAGUGUGGCAGAAACCACGCACUGGCUAGCGGUGGGCACGUCAUGGACGGCUGCGGGGAGUGGAUGCCUUUGGGGGACCACAACCCCGCCGACGCGUCGUCGUACAAGUGUGCGGCCUGUGGCUGCCACCGCAACUUCCACCGCAAGGUGAUGAUGAAGAGGUCGCCGCCGCCGCCGCCGCCCAUGGUGGCGACCGUGCUCCAUGGCCUGCCGCAGCGCAGGGAGGAGACGCUGGAGGACCAGCUCCCGGGCGUCGACUCUGACACCGACUCGGAUGGCACGGAGUAUGACUCGGAUGCCACCGAGUACGACUCGGAAGGCACGGAUCGCCCGCUAGGGGAAUUGCAGAUCCAGAGGCUCACCGCCCAGCGCUUGCCGGCGACGGCGCCACCGCCCCAUGGGGUUAUUUCGAAGAGGAAGCGGUCCCGCACCAUGUUCACCGCCGACCAGAAGUUGCGGAUGCAGGAGCUGUCGGAGCACCUGGGGUGGCGUCUGCAGAAGCGCGACAAGGACAUCAUCGAAGCAAGGUGCCACGACAUCGGCGUCAGCAAGAACGUCUUCAGGAACUGGAUGAACAACAAGAAGCGCAAGAGAUUGCCGCAAUUGGCAUCGGAGCCUUCUUGUGUGACGACCAUACAACCCCUCUCGGCAACACCGUGGGCUAAGAUCACCAGUGCCGACGAAGAGUCGUGGUGGAUCGUGAAGACUAGGGUGGGCCGCUGGGAGGCGAUCGAGAUCGGCACCACCAUCCGAAGCGACAGCCGGCUAGCCCCUAAGGUAGUCUUCCAUGGUGUUCCACUGGAAAUAAUGACGAUACUCACCACCAAGCUCACGGCCAAGGACACCUGGGACACCCUGAGGACGAUCCGCCUUGGAGUGGCACACGUCUACGAGGCCACGCUCGCGACACUGUCCAGGCAUUACAGCGACAUCCGAUUCAUCAACUGCGAGAUGGUGGAAACUUUGCCAUGCGCAUCACAGGCAUGA
Messenger RNA from Triticum aestivum (bread wheat), 1071 nucleotides. Its product is annotated as zinc-finger homeodomain protein 9-like. Gene Ontology annotation, molecular function: transcription cis-regulatory region binding; DNA-binding transcription factor activity. Lineage: Eukaryota; Viridiplantae; Streptophyta; Magnoliopsida; Poales; Poaceae. Gene Ontology annotation, cellular component: nucleus. The coding region runs from base 1 to 1071 and encodes 356 amino acids. The record is from RefSeq and is a predicted model, not a curated record. Gene Ontology annotation, biological process: regulation of DNA-templated transcription; regulation of developmental process. The transcript has 4 exons.